Molecule: messenger RNA, 2644 nt
Organism: Bacillus rossius redtenbacheri
Lineage: Eukaryota; Metazoa; Arthropoda; Insecta; Phasmatodea; Bacillidae
Exons: 2
Coding region: 89-2263 (724 amino acids)
Cellular component (GO): chitin-based extracellular matrix
Molecular function (GO): structural constituent of chitin-based larval cuticle
Source: RefSeq, a predicted model, not a curated record
CAGUGCCGUCCGCUGAGUGCCUCAGCUCCUGAGAGACUGUCUCAGCGCUCAGCCAGCUACCGUGCCGUCCACUGCGCCAGGUGUGCCGAUGGCGCCUCCAUGUGGCUGGGCGGUGCUGGUGCUCUCUGCAUGUGCCGUGAGAUGCUCGCUGGCGGAGACCACAGCGGCGCCGGAGGUCCCGUCCGAGCUGGACGCCGACUCCCAGCAGCACGUGAUGAUCCUUAAGAGGAUCAACAGAGUCAACGACGACGGCUCCUACACCUACGGCUACGAAGCGGCCGAUGGCAGUUUCAAGAUAGAGACCAGAGAUGUGGCGGGAAACGUGAAAGGGGUAUUUGGCUAUUUGGAUGAGACGGGAAAAAUCAAACGCGUGUCUUAUUCCACCAAAAAUGGCACUGAAUAUCAAUCAGGCCUGCUGUUCAGCCCUAAAAGUGAGAUGUCAACCACUGCAUCCGCCUCUCUUACAAACCAACAAAUUUUGAGACCACAAGUAAAUCAGGUUGCCAGUGCAUCAACAACUACAGAAUCGUUUUCAGUGAGAAGGCCAGUUUUUAGGCCAUUUAACCCUAGAUCUACAACGGAAUCAACAACUACCUCCACUAGCAAGAACACGGAUCAAGCAAUUAGGAAAGUUUAUCCUGUAUACAAUCCUUACCAGCUUAUGUCUUCGAGAAAUAAGUCAUUUGACGGUCAAAGCAAUGCAAAGGGUUUACAUAAUCGAACAAUAUUGAAAAAGGAACAAACAAACCCAAUUGUCACUGCCGAAAGUCCAUCACAUACAAUUACCACAAAAAGACCAGUUCAUGCAGUGUAUGGUCAAUAUAUACGCCAACCAUUAACACAGCUGCAUAGAAUGCAAAACCAUAGCCUUGUGAGUGAUUCCGGGUUUAAUUUAACUGAAAAUCACACUAAUUCACAACCAGAACUUUUCAAAGAUUUGAUUCAAGCUUUAGAUCACACUGAUGACUCAGCUCAAAGAUAUCCUUUUCCUUCAAUAUUAUAUGGAAAACAAAAAGCCUCUAAGGAUGUCGACAUCAGUGAAGAAAUUUCAGUGGAAACCGAUGAUUCACGACCUACUGUAGAAAACAUUUUUCUCGGGCAAAAAAGAAGAAACAGCAGUGGGAAUGCUCUAAGGAGACAGUUGGCCGAUGAAAGAGGUGAUUUGAGAUCAUCCUCCUCAUUUACGCCAUCAAGAUCUCAUGUCACCACAACAAAUGACAACAGUGAUGUUUAUGGUGCAUCGAGCCCAGCAAGCAUCCCUCGAUCAAUACCAUCUUUUGCUUUACAUCCCUAUAGUGUGCGGUCUGGUCCUGUUGACAGUGCCGUCCUUCAAAGUCAACACACAGGCACUAAAGAAACAGCUGCAUAUCCUAACAUUGGCUAUGUCCUAGAGGACACUGUACCUAGAACACCCACUGGACAUGACCCUUAUGAUAACUUUAAAGCCAGAGAUUUUAGAAGAGUGUUUGUUCCCCGACAGAAUAACUUUGAUGGUAAUUACCAUUUACAGCAAUACGAUAUGAGAGACAUUCUGGCACAGCUUACUCAAUUAUUGAUUUACCAUCUGCAACAAAAUUAUAACACAAGACUUACACCAGCUCAGAUUGCUCUCAUACAAAUGUUAGGUAUAAAUAUUCCUCCAGGCUUAUUACAAAAUUCUUACUACCCACAAUCUUCAUUUAUACCUAGAAGACAAGAAUACCCUGAGGAAAAUAUCCCCUACAACCCUUUUGAUGAAACAAUGUAUGUCACAAAUGAAGAUCCAAGAUUUUAUGUGAAAAGAAGACCAUUUUACAGAACUCAACCACAGUUUGGGUCUUCUCCAGAACAGCCAUUUCCUUAUGACAACCGCCGUCCAGAUAGGUACGAGCCCAGAGUGCAACCAGGCCUUCAAGUGUUCCUGCCGCGGUACUAUCCCCAGCAACCACUCCCAUACAACAGUCCCGAAGUGCAAUACAGCCAGGGAGGCCGUGCGUCAGGGAGAAGCACGGUGGCCAUGCCUGAGGAGGUUUUCCCUGAAGAGUACAGAGAUGCUGUGUUCUUGAGGAUGCUGCUGGCUGCUAGAGCGCGACACCCCAGUGGCCCACGCACUGUCCAUGUGCGGCCGCAGAGCCCUCAGGAGAGUGCGUCCAGCUCAACCACGGCACGACCCAGGACUCUGGCUCCUGUGCGGAGCGUGCAGAUUCUCGACCCCAUCACAGAGGAGCCCACAGUCAAGAGGUCGACUGACAACAGCACGGCGGCCGCUGUGACACAGCGCUGAUUCCCCUGCUCUGUGCAGGACCCAGGACUCUGGCUCCUGUGCGGAGCGUGCAGAUUCUCGACCCCAUCACAGAGGAGCCCACCGUCAAGAGGUCGACUGAAAACAGCACGGCGGCCGCUGUGACACACCAGUGAUACCCUUACUACGUGCUUUACUUUCUUUGUUAAGAGACCAGUUUGUGUAAAUAUAAUACUAACGUUUGUUACUCUUCUUUAAUGAAUGAAUUUUGUUCUGUGGAAUAUGAUUUGUAAAAUAAACUGUAAAAACAAAACUCUAUUUUUCUAUAAAAAUGUUAUUAGUUAGUGCAGUAUACAUAAUAGAUACUUUUUUUGCAGUUUUAAUGAAGUAAGGAUAGGUGCAUAAAAUAAAACAAUUAAUCCA